Messenger RNA from Rhizophagus irregularis DAOM 181602=DAOM 197198, 2250 nucleotides. Lineage: Eukaryota; Fungi; Glomeromycota; Glomeromycetes; Glomerales; Glomeraceae. The record is from RefSeq and is a predicted model, not a curated record.
AAUAGCAAAACUACUUAACCAACCCUUAAUAUUUGUAACGAUAAUUAAUUCUUGAUAAUUGAUUUUAUUAUUUUUUCUUUUAUCACAAAGUUCAAACUACUCCUUUUUUUUCCUAAAAACUCAAUCCUUUUAUUGACAAAAUGUCUCUCGCUAAAGCAAGAAAAGGGUUAAAAACUGCCAAAAAAGGUGGAAUAUUAACUGAUCAACAAAAAUCUGUCAACGAAUUCUUAAGAGUCCCUAAAAGUAACAAAACUAGCAGUAGAUUCAGUCCAUUUAACCGUGACCAAAUUAGAGAAGCCUACAAUUACUGUGCAAAAUUUAUGAAAAUCGCUAACGAAAAUCCUGAUAAUCCCAUCGAGAAAGUUCUUGAGUAUGCAAAUGAAGCAACUGAAACUACUGAUCCUGAAUUAAUUCGUUAUGCUUUAAUGUCUUUUAUUACCCAUCAUCCGUCUGCUCGUAAUCGAAAUUUGCGUAUUCCUCCCUUAAUUCAACGUUCUCCUGAAUCAUGCGUUCCCCAAAAGAAACCAGGUCCCGUAGUAUCUGAUGAAAAAGUUGGGGAAUCUGAAGGCGACAUUGAAUAUGGCAUGAAUUGGUAUAGAGAAGAUCCUAAUCUCAGUGAACAUCACGAACAUUGGCAUAUCGUUUAUAGUGGUCAAGGUAUUCCUGAUUAUAAAAAUCCUGAUAUCCGUGUUAAUAAAGAUCGACAUGGUGAACUGUUCGUUUACAUGCAUAGACAAAUGCUGGCAAGAUAUGAUAUCGAACGUCUAGGAAUGAAUUUACCUUUGAUCAAACCUUUGGAUAAUUAUCGUGCCCCAAUUGAGGAAGGAUAUAAACCUAACACAAAUUUGCGUGAUCGAAAUGAUGAAAGUGUAGGUAAAAUUGAUACAUUUGGAUCUCGUGAACCUAAUUCAGCACUUAAGUUAAAUAAAAUCAAUGAAUUGGAAAAAAAACGUAAAGUGCUCGAAAAAGCUAUCGAAAUGGGUAAAUUGACGGAUGAUAUUGAGAUCACUGUUGAUCUAUUGGGCGCUUUUGUUGAACCUUCCAAUAUUCCAGGAAUACAGGAAAUGGUUGAUAAACAAGGUGGUUUACAUGGCGACGGUCACGGUGCUAUAGGAGACAUAAAUGACGAUGACGAUCCUGGUGUGAUGACUCAAACACGCGUUGCUGUACGUGAUCCGGCAUUUUGGAGAUGGCAUCGUCAUAUAGAUAAUCUGAUCAAUACAUGGGAAGAAAAACAAGAACCGAAUGACUUUUCCAAUUCACCACCUGUAGGGCUUCAAGAUAUCAUUCUUGUAUUUAAAGAUAAAUUACCUAUAAACCAUGGAGAAACUCAAGAUGAUGAAGCAGCUGCAUUUGGUGAAAAAACAUUUGGUGGAGAAAAUUUUGAUACGGAUGUAUCAGAUAAUAAGUAUGUUACACAUGAAUUACAAACGAAAAUGAAGUCCAGAAUAUUUGUGUAUACUGAAGAUUCACAAUCACCCGAGAAGAUAGAUUAUUUAUACCCAAGGGAAUUUUAUUAUUAUUUCCGUGUUGAAAAUACUUCAUCAUGUCAAUUUGAAGCUACAUUCCGCGUCUUUAUAGUACCAGAGGAAUUAGUUGAAUCAAGAUGUCAUUGGAUUGAAUUAGAUAAAUUCAAAGAAAGUUUACCUCCCAAUUCUAAAACGGUAGUAUGUCGUGAUUGUGAUAUGUCAUCAAUCGUACGUCAACCUCCGCAGAAAACCGAAGAUGAAUUAGAUGAUACAGCUCUUCCGACUGGUACUGGUACUACAGUAAAUAAGCAUAAAAGCUAUUGUGAUUGUGGUUGGCCUUUCCAUUUAUUAUUACCCAGAGGAAGGAGAGGAGGAAUGAAAUUUAAAUUGUUAGUAUUUAUUUCCGAUUGGUCUGAAGAUGAAGUACCAAGAAUAAGUAGAUGUGGAAGUAUUAGUUUCUGCGCUUCUGAAGCGUCUGAAAAAUAUCCCGAUAAGAAACCUAUGGGUUAUCCAUUUGAUAGACCGUUCAAAAAUAAUUAUGUUGUUAUUAGAGAUAUUUGCAUUAAUUGGGUUGAUGAAUUUCCUGAAGUCGUCGUUGAAGGUUGCUAACCAACCGUUUUGUAAAUAUAACUUAAUAAUGAACAUAAAUUUAGGAAAUUUGUUAAAUAUUUAUUUUCAUCGUCUAAAAAAGUAAAGUGAAUUUUCGUACAAAGACAAAAUUAUUAAAAAAUUUUACAACUUUACUAAAUAUUUAAUAAAAACGUUUAUUUACAAGAAAAAA